Messenger RNA from Saccharomyces paradoxus, 717 nucleotides. It is a transcript of the gene IAH1, whose product is annotated as isoamyl acetate-hydrolyzing esterase. The record is from RefSeq and is a predicted model, not a curated record. Lineage: Eukaryota; Fungi; Ascomycota; Saccharomycetes; Saccharomycetales; Saccharomycetaceae. Bases 1 to 717 code for a protein of 238 amino acids. Gene Ontology annotation, molecular function: hydrolase activity, acting on ester bonds. The transcript has a single exon.
AUGGAUUACAAGAAAUUCCUGCUGUUCGGGGAUUCUAUUACUGAAUUUGCUUUUAACACUAGACCGAUUGAAAAUGACAAAGAUGAGUAUGCUCUUGGAGCCGCGUUAGUCAACGAGUAUACGAGAAAAAUGGAUAUCCUUCAAAGAGGGUUCAAAGGGUACAACUCCAGAUGGUCGUUGAAAGUACUUCCUGAAAUUCUAGAUAACGAAUCCAACAUUGUCAUGGCCACCAUCUUUUUUGGCGCCAACGAUGCAUGCUCAGCAGGCCCUCAAAGUGUUCCCCUCCCUGAAUUUGUUGAUAAUAUAGGUCAGAUGAUAUCUAUAAUGAAGUCUCAUCAUAUCUGUCCUAUUAUAAUAGGACCGGGGCUGGUAGACAGGGAGAAGUGGGAAAAAGCAAAAGCUGAAGAAAUAGCCCUUGGAUAUUUUCGCACCAACGAGAACUUUACUAUUUAUUCCGAUGCGUUAGCAAAACUUGCCAAUGAGGAAAAAACCCCCUUCGUGGACUUGAAUAAGGCAUUUCGGGAGGAAGGUGGCGAUGCUUGGCAACACCUACUAACAGACGGACUGCACUUUUCCGGGAAAGGGUACGAAAUUCUUCAUGACGAACUAUUGAAGGCCAUUGAGAUAUUCUACCCCCAAUAUCAUCCUAAGAACAUGCAGUACAAACUGAAAGAUUGGAGAGAUGUGCUAGAUGAUGGAUCUAAUAUAAUGUCUUGA